GGCGUUCAUCUCACUGGGCCGCUCGGUUCUAGGAGCCGAUCCGGGGCAGCGGGCGGAGAACACUGGGUCACGCCGCUCCCGGGUAGUCUGUUCGCCAGCCCGUCUGCCCGCGCUUCGCGGGCCCUGCCGGUCAGGAUCAGAUCAACCAUUGACUUGCCCUCUAACACAGUCAGCUGAAAGCGACUUCACGUUUCUUCAGGAUGCCUGCGGCACUUGUGGAGAACAGCCAGGUCAUCUGUGAAGUCUGGGCCAGCAAUCUAGAAGAAGAGAUGAGGAAGAUCCGAGAAAUCGUGCUCAGUUACAGUUAUAUUGCCAUGGACACAGAAUUUCCAGGUGUUGUGGUGCGACCCAUUGGUGAAUUUCGUAGUUCCAUAGAUUACCAGUAUCAGCUUUUACGGUGCAAUGUUGACCUUUUAAAAAUUAUCCAGCUGGGCCUUACAUUCACGAAUGAGAAGGGAGAAUAUCCUUCUGGAAUCAACACUUGGCAGUUCAACUUCAAGUUCAACCUCACAGAGGACAUGUACUCCCAGGAUUCCAUAGAUCUCCUUGCUAACUCAGGACUGCAGUUUCAGAAGCAUGAAGAGGAAGGGAUUGACACAUUGCACUUUGCAGAGCUGCUUAUGACAUCAGGAGUGGUUCUCUGUGACAAUGUCAAAUGGCUUUCAUUUCACAGUGGCUAUGACUUUGGCUACAUGGUAAAGUUACUUACGGAUUCUCGUUUGCCAGAAGAGGAACAUGAAUUCUUUCACAUUCUGAACCUUUUCUUCCCAUCCAUUUAUGAUGUGAAAUACCUGAUGAAAAGUUGCAAAAAUCUUAAGGGAGGUCUUCAGGAAGUUGCUGAUCAGUUGGAUUUGCAGAGAAUUGGAAGGCAGCACCAGGCAGGCUCUGACUCACUGCUAACGGGAAUGGCAUUCUUCAGGAUGAAAGAGUUGUUUUUUGAGGACAGUAUUGACGAUGCCAAGUACUGUGGGCGGCUCUAUGGCCUGGGCACGGGAGUGGCCCAGAAGCAGAACGAGGACGUGGACUCUGCCCAGGAGAAGAUGAGCAUCCUGGCGAUCAUCAGCAACAUGCAGCAGUGAUGGCGGCGAGGCUCUGCGGGUGGGCCUGGCCCCAGAGCGGUGCUUAAUGUGCUGACUGUGUACACUUAUAUUCCUCCCCAAGAGAAGACGCGUCUUUUGAGCAAACUGUACCUACCACCUGCGCUGACAGAAAGACUUUUGUUUUACUGAAGACAAAAGAUGUCUUUAUUUUAGAUCCAGAAGAAGGGAGUUUGCUCUGAAUUUGUAAACACGUCUUCCCUAUUCCUCAUCCCUAAGCCUCUCUUCUCCAGUUGCCUCCUGCCACCAGCAUCCAUGGCUCAUUUGACACCUUCUAAAAUCCAGGACAAGUCAGAAACAAACUAGUAAAAUGUAUAUAACUCUUA
Molecule: messenger RNA, 1423 nt
Organism: Balaenoptera ricei (Rice's whale)
Lineage: Eukaryota; Metazoa; Chordata; Mammalia; Artiodactyla; Balaenopteridae
Gene: CNOT8
Product: CCR4-NOT transcription complex subunit 8
Exons: 7
Coding region: 201-1079 (292 amino acids)
Cellular component (GO): CCR4-NOT core complex; CCR4-NOT complex; P-body
Molecular function (GO): poly(A)-specific ribonuclease activity; nucleic acid binding
Source: RefSeq, a predicted model, not a curated record